AUGUAUCUUUUUUGUAGAUAUAACUGUGAUAUUGAUAAAACCUAUAUAAUAUGCGGCGGCCUCGGAGGAUUUGGACUCGAGUUGGCAGAUUGGUUAAUUCUGAGAGGUUGUAAAAACUUGGUCCUCACUUCCAGAAAUGGAAUCAAAAACGGAUAUCAGGCUUACAGAAUAUCUGUUUGGAAAUCAUAUGGAUGUAACAUCAAAAUAUCAACAGACAACAUAACAACCUAUGAAGGUUGUUCAAACUUGAUUGAAAAAUCAAAUAAAUUGGGACCAGUUCAUGCAAUAUUCAAUCUCGCCGUCGUUCUCAAUGAUACUAUUUUCGAAAAUCAAACAAAACAGACAUUCAAAACUUCGUUUGGACCAAAAGCAAUUGCCACGGAAUAUCUAGAUAUUAUCACUCGAAAAAUGUGCCCACAAUUAAGGGAUUUUGUUGUCUUUUCUUCUGUAUCCUGCGGAAGAGGAAAUGCGGGUCAAACCAACUAUGGCAUGGCAAACUCCAUCAUGGAAAGGAUAUGUGAAAAGAGAAAAAGUGAAGGACUUCCAGGUUUAGCGAUUCAAUGGGGAGCUAUAGGAGAAGUUGGUUUAGUUGCUGAUAUGCGAGAGGAAGCAAUUGAAAUAGAAAUUGGUGGCACAUUACAACAAAAAAUAUCAAACUGCUUGGGAAUAAUGGACCAACUCUUAAAACAAAACGAAUCUGCCAUAGUGUCUAGUAUGGUAGUCGCGGAGAAAAAGUCAAAUACGGGUGGAGAUAAUAUUGUAGAUGCUGUUGCAAAUAUUUUAGGUAUUAAAGAUAUGAAAUCAGUUCCCCUCCAAGCGACAUUAGCUGAAAUUGGUAUGGACUCCAUGACUGGAAUUGAAAUAAAACAAACACUUGAUCGUGAAUAUGAAGUUUUCUUAUCUGCACAGGAUAUUAAAGUACUUACUUUUGCAAAACUAUUAGAAAUUCAAGCAGAACGGAGUAUAGAAAAUGAGGAUGGUAUCAAAAAACAGCAAGCGCCUGAAACUCCAAACGCUAUUAUCCAAUUCAUACCAAGUGAAGAGAAUGCGACGGAAAUUAUUUUGCCAAUAACCGGUAAAUCAAGCCAAGGCAGUUAUAAUUGUACAGUGAUAAUAUUCCCUGGCAUUGAUGGAUCAAUAAAAAUAUUGGAACCAUUGUACAAGAAUAUCAUGGCUAAUCUUGUAGGACUUCAAUAUCCACAUUUCGAUCAAAAAGAUACCCUUGAAGAAAUGGGAAAAUUAUUUUUACCGGUAAGUUUUGCAUCUCUAAAAAUAUACGCAGAUGAUGGUAGAUAG
Messenger RNA from Ceutorhynchus assimilis (cabbage seed weevil), 1296 nucleotides. The record is from the annotation of a GenBank genome assembly. Lineage: Eukaryota; Metazoa; Arthropoda; Insecta; Coleoptera; Curculionidae.